AUUAUCCAGGUAUGGUUCCUGCACUCGGAGGUGUGUGACAUGUGGAUAUCCGUGGACGUCCUCUGCUGCACGGCUUCAAUCCUCCACCUGGUGGCCAUCGCCAUGGACCGCUACUGGGCCGUGACGUCCAUCGACUACAUCCGUCGCCGCAGCGCCCGACGAAUCCUGCUCAUGAUCAUGGUCGUGUGGAUCGUCGCUCUUUUCAUCUCCAUCCCGCCGUUGUUCGGUUGGCGCGACCCCAACAACGACCCCGACAAAACCGGAACUUGCAUCAUAUCCCAGGACAAGGGCUACACGAUAUUCUCGACAGUGGGCGCCUUCUACCUGCCCAUGCUCGUCAUGAUGAUCAUCUACAUCCGGAUAUGGCUCGUGGCGAGGUCGCGCAUCCGAAAAGACAAGUUCCAGAUGACCAAAGCUCGCCUCAAGACCGAGGAGACCACGCUCGUCGCCUCGCCAAAGACAGAAUACAGCGUGGUCAGCGACUGCAACGGCUGCAACUCGCCGGACUCCACGACGGAGAAGAAGAAGAGGCGUGCGCCGUUCAAGAGCUACGGCUGCUCCCCCAGGCCGGAGCGGAAGAAAAACAGAGCGAAGAAGCUUCCGGAGAACGCCAACGGCGUCAACAGCAACAGCUCGAGCUCUGAGCGGCUGAAGCAGAUUCAGAUCGAGACGGCGGAGGCGUUCGCCAACGGCUGCGCCGAGGAGGCCAGCAUCGCCAUGCUGGAGAGACAGUGUAACAACGGCAAGAAGAUCAGCUCGAACGAUACGCCCUACUCGCGGACGCGGGAGAAACUUGAGCUUAAGCGAGAGCGCAAAGCGGCGCGCACCCUUGCCAUUAUAACGGGCGCUUUUCUCAUCUGCUGGCUGCCGUUCUUCAUCAUUGCGCUCAUUGGGCCGUUUGUGGACCCGGAAGGGAUCCCGCCUUUCGCGCGCAGUUUUGUCCUGUGGCUCGGCUACUUCAACAGUCUCCUGAAUCCCAUCAUCUACACCAUCUUCAGCCCCGAGUUCCGAAGUGCUUUCCAAAAAAUUCUUUUCGGCAAAUAUCGACGGGGGCAUCGAUGACAAUGAGACUGACGAUCAUUUCAAUAUCGAUACCGGUACAAAUGAUCUUACUCGAAUUUCGUGAAAUAUCGAAGGUAACAAUGUUUCGGUUAUUGUAAAUAUCGAUACUGGUAAAAGUGUGGAACAAUGAUCUUACGCAAAAAUCAUGGGUCGUGUUUAUUUUUUAAAAAAAGCUGUUGAAUUUUCUUGUUCAAAUUGUGAAUUAUUGAGCUGCAGCCGUGAGUUCUGAGCAACUGCGC
Lymnaea stagnalis (great pond snail) is the source of this 1301-nucleotide messenger RNA. The record is from the annotation of a GenBank genome assembly. Lineage: Eukaryota; Metazoa; Mollusca; Gastropoda; Lymnaeidae.